CGCGAAUCUGCGGUUGCGCAGUGUCCGCCAUUGAGGACCCACAAUCAGAAGGAAAGGGUCAGAAAUCGCUUCGAUAGGCAAUGGUUGCACGUUUCCUUAAUUCUUGAAUCCAAACUUUGACAACAUUCUUUCAUUAAACACGACGCCUACUGUCUAAUAAUAAUAAUAAUAGUAUCUAAUAGUCGUUUUAAUUCAUGGAUAGCAGAUUUAGAUAUUUUAUAGCAAUUUGAACUAACCUUCAUAUCUAACGUUAGUCCACUGUAAAGCUUGAGUGAGGUUAGCUAGCUAGCUACCUGGCUAGCUUUAGCUACACGAACUGAGCCUUGCUCUGGGACAGUGUGCCUGCACUGUCGUUUGAUGGAUCCAAGAAUCGCUUGGUUUCAGCCAGAACAACGUGGACCAGCCAACAGCCUGUGGAUGCAGAUUUGGGAAACAACACAAGGUCUGGGGAAUCUGUACUUCAAUAACAACUGUAACACGGGUAGUUUGUCUAGCACGUCAAGCCUCAGUCAGAAAUCGAACAUCAACGGGACAUUGGGUAACGUAAUCUCUAGCAAGAACGGAGCUGUCACUAACAGCGAACCCAGGAACAAGGGAAUGUCCAACUCAACGAAAGACAGAGAUGUAGUCGAACAACGAGACUUUAUUCCGUUGGAAGCUAAUAACAACCACAACAACCGUUCAUCGUUGGGGAGGGGCAGCGGAGGGGGGCAAGUGGGCUCUGGGGUCUCAGGACACCCCAACAAAAGGAAAAGAGACAACAAGGCUAGCACUUAUGGAUUCAACAGUAGCCUCGAGACCGGAGGCUGUGGUUACACGGGAACACCAUGGAAAGUCAAGAACUACUCUGAAGGAAUCUUGGGGCUCCAUGAGGAGAUCAAUGACUUCUACAAGCACAUGUCUCCUCGGGAAGAGGAGGAGAGGAUGAGGAUGGAGGUGGUGGACAGGAUCGAGAGGGUCAUCAAAGACCUGUGGCCCACUGCUGAUGUUCAAGUGUUUGGGAGUUUCAGCACGGGCCUCUAUCUGCCAACCAGUGACAUCGAUCUGGUGGUGUUUGGGAACUGGGAAAACCUGCCCCUUUGGACCCUGGAAGAGGCCCUGCGGAAGAAAAACGUGACUGAUGAGAACUCCAUCAAAGUGCUGGACAAGGCCACGGUACCCAUCAUCAAGCUGACAGACUUCCGCACAGAGGUGAAGGUGGACAUCAGCUUCAAUGUGAAGAACGGCGUUAAAGCUGCCCUUCUCAUCAAAGACUACAAAAAGAAAUACCCAGUGCUUCCGAAGUUGGUUCUGGUGCUGAAGCAGUUCCUGCUCCAGAGGGAUCUGAAUGAGGUUUUCACUGGAGGGAUCGGCUCCUACAGCCUUUUCCUUAUGGCUGUCAGCUUCCUGCAGCUUCACUACAGAGAAGAUGCGUGCAGCCCCAAUGCCAAUGUGGGCGUUCUCCUUAUAGAGUUCUUUGAGCUCUAUGGGCGCCACUUCAACUACCUGAAGACGGGCAUCCGGAUCAAAGAUGGCGGCAGCUAUGUGGCCAAAGAUGAGGUUCAGAAGAGCACUGACCUCUACAGGCCCUCCAUGCUCUUCAUUGAGGACCCCCUAGCACCAGAUAACGACGUUGGCCGCAGCUCAUACGGUGUGUUGCAGGUGAAGCAGGCCUUUGACUAUGCCUACAUAGUGCUCAACCACGCCGUAUCGCCCAUCGCCAAGUACUACCCAAACAACGAGUCUGAGAGUAUACUUGGCAGAAUAAUCCGGGUGACCCAGGAGGUAGCUGAAUACAGGGACUGGAUCACCAAGCUCUGGGGACCACAGUCUCAGAAUGAACCUGCCCUGAAUGGAAAUGAUGUCACACUGUUGGUGAAGCCUCAGCAGCUGGACGAGUGCAACAACAACCUGACGGAGGAGGUGACUGCAUCUCGCAGCAAGUCCUCUUCCAACUCCUCCUCAUUAGUGUCAUCCUCAUCCUCCACGGUAUCCAGUUCCAGUGACGUUGAUUCUGACGGGACGCCCUGUAAGACAGUGAAGCAACUGCCUGGGCGGGGCUCCAGCGCCCACAGAGAAUCCUCAGGUGGCGUGACCAAUCACAGAACACAGAGGCACACCACCAGCACUCCUACUGACAACAAGGGGGGCAAGGCCAGGUUGUUCCGCUCGUCCAGUAAAAACACCCACCACGUCCAGCAGAACUCGUCCUCAUCCAACAUCAAGAGCCAGCCGAGCAGCAAGCCACACUACCAGGGCAACAGCAAGAAGAGGAAACCUCAGCAGAACUCAGAGGCCCAGGACCUCUGCAGAUAGGGCGGUCUUGGUCUGCUCUGCAACAGACUGACUGUCCCACUUCUGCUGCCAGACCACGUACUGACUGAGUAGUAUUAAGGAUCUUCCUUCUCAAGUGACACGCAUCUUUUUAUAGCUGAAAAAUAUCCCAAAAAAAGAAAUAGGAAAUGCUGGGGCUUAGUUCUUGAAAGAAAUGCUCAUUUUCUUCCUUGACAUUAACCUGUUCUACGGUGGAGCUACACACAUCCAGUACCUACAAAUCUUGCCUUUUACCAUAGCGCCAUCUGGUGUUUUGGAGGAAUAAGUGUCUGGAAAGUAAUGUAGAUUUUGACAAGCAAUACCUGGAACUUGGCUGGCGAACGAACUUCAGCAAGAAAAGUUUAAAAAAAAGAAUAAAAUACGCAAAUAACAAAAAUUUACAAAAUGUUAUAUUGAAGAAAGAAGGGGGGAGUACACAGAUUGAAAGACUAAACCCCAAAAUGCAAUCUGUAAGUGGAGACAAUAAUUUUGUUUUUUUUGGUGGGCGGUUAUUUUUUGGUUGUAAUCAGAUUACAAAGAUUUGUACAAAGAUUUGUACAAAAAAAGACAAACAUGCAGAAAUCUUUUGAGAAAAAAAUAUCACAAGAAUGGUUUGACUUUUUACAGGAUACUACGGAUUCAAGGCAAAUAUAUAUGUGCACAUUUGCCUGCUAAUCUGAGUAGUGGCAGGUUUGGGUUUCAUUGCCAACAUAAAUCAUCAGCAUUCUAUUUCUACUUGGCUGCUCUCUCAAUGUGUUGACAGGCUUCUUUCCAAAUUAUACCCCCUUCCUGAAUUAGUACACUACUUUCACUAAAUAGGGAAUAGGGUGCCAUUUGGGAUGCACUAACAGUGUUAGCAGUAUGCCUUAGUCAGGUAACGUGCACACACAGCCCUUAAAGAUUACUGGCUGGCUGGGGACAAAUCACUCAUUCAUACACACAGCUCUAUACAACAACAGUGAUGGUUUUUAGAGGUUCUCCCAGACUCAUAGAAUUACAGUUAGAGGACAUAAUGAUUUUAGAAAGAUUCUCCACUUGAAAUAUGUCUAAGAUCCAUAGGUGUGGGAGGUAAUAUUUUCCCUUUGGUAAUUUACCCAUUAUAAAAAUGUGUAUUUGUUCAUGUAUUUUUCUAUUAAUGAUAUGAAUAUAUAGUACUAUACAUGUUAUACAUAUUAACGAGAGACCAUAUUCUUGUAUCUUAUAUUUGGAUAGUGGGAUAUUGGGGAAGUAUAAUUGGUCAGGUACAGUACCAAUGUUGCUGUUUUGUGGCAUUUUGUUUUAAUAUGUGGCUGGUCUACUUUAAAAGGGAGCUGAGUUUUUGGUCAGAAUAUAAUGCAAACAAACA
This is a messenger RNA of Oncorhynchus tshawytscha (Chinook salmon), 3637 nucleotides long. RefSeq names its product terminal nucleotidyltransferase 4B. Bases 358 to 2295 code for a protein of 645 amino acids. The record is from RefSeq and is a predicted model, not a curated record. Lineage: Eukaryota; Metazoa; Chordata; Actinopteri; Salmoniformes; Salmonidae. Gene Ontology annotation, molecular function: poly(A) RNA polymerase activity; mRNA binding. The transcript has 12 exons. Gene Ontology annotation, biological process: RNA 3'-end processing. Gene Ontology annotation, cellular component: nucleolus; TRAMP complex.